Molecule: messenger RNA, 1914 nt
Organism: Nicrophorus vespilloides
Lineage: Eukaryota; Metazoa; Arthropoda; Insecta; Coleoptera; Silphidae
Product: lateral signaling target protein 2 homolog
Exons: 5
Coding region: 80-1804 (574 amino acids)
Source: RefSeq, a predicted model, not a curated record
AGAGAUGCAUCCACGUUUCAACAACUUACUGGCCAACUUGCUUCUUUGAUAAAAGUUGGUGGUAAAAAGAGAUCGACAGAUGUUUUCCCGGUCCCUACUAAUUGCUGUACUAUGUACAGUAGUAGCAGUAUCUUUCGCCGAACAUCAAAGGCUCCAUGGAUUGAAAGCAGCAGAACAUCAUAGGUCUAGACAUCAUGGUCUAAACAAAUUGAAUAGAGAGCGUAGUGCGUAUCAACAUACAAUUUGUAACAUAUUGUGUUCAGGAAACAAUACUGUUACAACCGGACCAACCGAACCAACAACAACCGAGAGUCCUACACCUGAACCAACCAGACUAACACCAACCGGAAGUCCUACACCUGAACCAACCGGAACAACAACACCCGAAGGUCCUUCACCUCCACCUUCUCCAACCGAACCAACAACACACAAAGGUCUUCCACCUUCUCCAACCGAACCAACAACACCCGAAGGUCCUACACCUUCUCCAACCGAACCAACAACACACAAAGGUCCUUCACCUUCUCCAACCGAACCAACAACACCCGAAGGUCCUACACCUUCUCCAACCGAACCAACAACAACCGGAAGUCCUACACCUGAACCAAUUGAUCCAACACCUACACCACUUCAUCCAUCCACACCCAAAGAUGGUAGCAGCACGCAAACUACAACAACCGAACAUGAUGGGACCACACCAAAUAACACCUCUACUUGUGUUGGGGUUAAUGUUUGUUACAAUAGACAUUUAGCACUCCUUUUUGGAAUCAUUAAUAACUUCUACAAAAAAGAUUCAACCGAAUUGAUAAAUAUUUUCACGGAGGUCCUUUAUGGAGAUAGCAAAAGCCUGGAUUUAAUUACAUCAAUCAGAGUCUUACUAGGAUUGAGUUCAGACUACAAUUUAAGGGAAGCAGUAUCUGUAUAUAUUACAAACUUACGGAAACUUAUUGGUAAAGGAUCGAUUAAAAUCAAUGCUGGAUUAUACGCCGUUUUGAGUGGUGAAAUUGGAUUUUCCGGUUUGGUAAGCAAUUCCAAGGGAAAAUCUGGCAAAUUGGAAUCCGACGCAGCUAUCGCUUUGAUAUUAGCCACUAUCUUCAGCAUUCGCGUCACAGUUACAGGAGAAUCCUAUACUGAAAUAAACGGCAAAUUAGGCGCACAAUUUGAUUUGAUUAUCAAAGUCAGCGAAAAACUUGAGUUAAUUUUGGAGGGAAAACCGACGGUCAUCUCCGGUGACCUGAACGGUUGUGUUUCUUCUUUACCGAAUUUAACAAUUGUCAGUGAUAGAUCUCAUGGAGUUGCUCACCAUCUGGUAAAAGAACAUGGUCACCAUGCCAACAAGGCUCACCAUCUGGUUAAAGAACACGGUCACCAUGCCAACAAAGCUCACCAUCUGGUAAAAGAACAUGGUCACCAUGCCAAUAAAGCACACCAUCUGGUAAAAGAACAUGGUCACCAUGCCAACAAAGCUCACCAUGAGGUUAAAGAACAUCAUGGCCACCAUGCCAACAAGGCUCACCACGAGGUAAAAGAACACCAUGGUCACCAUGCCAACAAAGCUCACCACGAGGUAAAAGAACACCAUGGUCACCAUGCCAACAAGGCUCACCAUGAUCACCAUGCCAACAAAGCUCACCAUCAAGUUAAAGAACACCAUGAUCACCAUGCCAACAAAGCUCACCAUCAGGUAAAAGAACACCAUGGUAAUAAUGUCCACCACGCCAACAAGGCUCACAGUACCAACCAUCACGAAAACAAACACCACCAUGCGAAUAAAGAACACCAUCACCAUGGAAGUAAUCAAUAAUGAAACUGGACAAUCUACAGCUAACGACGAAACAUAAAAUAUCCACAUAUAUGGUAACGGGACAAAGAAAAACUUAAAAUAAACUUAUUGAAUAUGCCUUAACACACAAA